UCAUCUCUGCUCACUGGUGUUUGAAGGACUUUCCUCCAUCAUGGCAAAAAAUAUGAUUUGUAUCAUCCUCAUCUGUUCCCUUCAUGGGUUCUGGGCUGAAGGUUUUCCUCCAGUUAAUCUAACAGCGAGUCGGUCAGCGAUCAUAGAGACGGCCUCAGUUAUCCUGACCUGUGAGGGUCGGCGUAGUUCACGAUGUUUCUUAUACACUUUAAGUGGAGGAACAAAUCAGGGUUUCUCCUGCAACCAGACGUUUACUGGAACUGAGCUGCUGCAGAUGGCAAAACGUUCUGCACCCGCUAAGGUUGAAUUGAGUUGCUGCUUCCCUGGUCAGUCUGAAUCAUGUUCUCACUACAGUGACAGGUUGUUCAUCAACGUACAACCUGUUCCUGGACCUGAAUUUACCGUGAAUCCAGCAGUGAUCACAGAAACGGACACAGUCACACUGACCUGCGCGGCUCCUUCAUCUGUUUCUGUCUCUAUGUGUUAUUUAUUCAUUCUGUUUGAGUCAAAAGGACUUGAGAGAAACAUUUCCUGUCAUCAGACGCUAAGAGGAGCUGAACUGCUACAAAUGAUAAACAUGGAAAGUCGAAGGCUUCCUGCUAAUCUUAAAGUGAACUGUCGGUACAGAGCUGAACCCGGACAGGUGCUUUCUGAAUAUGGGAAUCCAUCAUCCAUCCUCAUUCAAGAUGAAGCAGAGAAGAAAAAUGAUUUAACAACGUUCAUUCCCAGCCAAACUUCAACUGGACCCACAAGCAGAACUUCAACUGGACCCACAAGCAGAACUUCAACUGGACCCACAAGCAGAACUUCAACUGGACCCACAAGCAGAACAGAAUCAAACAAUAAUCCGACUGACGGCUUUACUGUAGAUAAAGUCUCAUCCGCACCAUUUCCUGAUUUGCGGAUUCUGAAAAUACUGUUUGUGGCUUUGACUGGUUUUGGAUCAGUCCUCGGCAUCAUUUUUCUGUUUUUAACAUUUGUGAUCCGCCAGAGAGCAGGUGACCGGAAGGGCACAAGAGAAACCGGAAAAGUGGUAAUUAAAUAA
Messenger RNA from Poecilia latipinna (sailfin molly), 1045 nucleotides. RefSeq lists its product as uncharacterized. Lineage: Eukaryota; Metazoa; Chordata; Actinopteri; Cyprinodontiformes; Poeciliidae. Bases 41 to 1045 code for a protein of 334 amino acids. The transcript is spliced from 8 exons. The record is from RefSeq and is a predicted model, not a curated record.